UAAUUCACCAUUCUUCUUCUUCUUCUUCUUCUUCAUUCUUUCAUUCUUCCGCUUUCCUUUUAUAUAACACAAGAUCCCUCUCUUCUCUCUCUUCACUUAACUCUUUCUUCUUCUUCCUUCUUUCUUUUAGUCUCUCUGUUUGAUUUAGAUUUUGGUUUGUAAAAAAGAUGUCGUCACAUUAUAGAAGACAUUCUCUAGAACCUUCCAUUACCGGUAAAUUCCGAGAUUCUUUGAGUUUCCAACGAGACGAUGACGUCACCAUCGACAAACCCGAUUUCAGAGAACUCGAUUUCGGUUCUCCGAUGAUCCAACGUGGCUACUCCUCCGCCGCUGCCACUCCCGCUGCUAGUGGCAGCAGCUCGAGCUCCUCUGGCUCUGCUUCCGGUAAACCCUCUGGACGGAGUCACUCCGGCGAGCUUUCCGGUUUGACCGACACCAGUCCGGUUAAACCCGGAUCCGGUCACGUGAACCGGAGUUCGAAACAGGGCCACAGAAGAUCCGCUUCCGCUGGAACGCCGUUGAUUUAUUCAGGUUUAGGUUUAUCUCCGGUAAGCUCUCGCGGCGGCGGAAGCGGCGCGACGUCUCCGAACCUCGGCGUUUUACCUACCGGGAACAUUUGUCCGUCGGGAAGGAUCUUAAAAACCGGAAUGGCUACGAGAACAUCCGUUAGACACGAGACUCUAUGCACAGGGACAGCCAAUUACGGCCACGGAAACAUCAUACGCAGCGGUGGUGGUGUCGGCAGCAACAACGGCAAGACUAACCACGCGGCGACGAGAGCGGCGGAGAUGAGCGACCCAGAGGAGGUGAAGAAGGCAGGUAACGAAAUGUAUAGGAAAGGGAGAUACGCCGACGCAUUGGCUCUUUACGACAGAGCAAUCUCAUUGUCACCGGAUAAUCCAGCUUACAGAAGCAACCGUGCGGCGGCUUUGGCUGCGUCAGGGAGGUUAGAGGAAGCUGUUAAAGAAUGUCUUGAAGCUGUCAGAUUUGAUCCUUGUUACGCUAGAGCUCACAAGAGACUCGCUUCUCUCUAUCUCAGAUUGGGAGAAGCUGAGAAUGCGAGACGUCAUCUUUGUCUUUCCGGGCAAUGUCCCGAUCAAGCUGAUUUCCAGCGGUUGCAGACGCUUGAGAAGCAGCUCAGGCUGUGUACGGAGGCUCGAAAGAUCGGAGAUUGGAGAACGGUCAUUAGCGAAACCGAUGCAGCCAUUGCAAAUGGAGCUGAUUCGUCUCCUCAGCUUGUAGCUUGUAAAGCAGAAGCCCUUUUGCGGCUUCAUCAGAUAAAGGAUUCGGAUUUGUGUCUAUCCAGCAUUCCGAGAUUGGAACAUCGUCUUACUCAGUCACCUGCGAAACUGUUUGGUAUAAUAUGUGAUGCUUACGUGCUAUGUGUUCAGGCUCAGGUUGAUAUGGCGUUAGGAAGAUUUGAGAAUGCGGUUGUAAAGGCAGAGAGAGCCAUCACGAUUGAUCAUAGCAAUAACAAUCAUGAGGUAGUAUCGGUCUUGAACAAUGUGAAGAAUGUGGCGAAAGCUCGUACCAGUGGAAACGAGCUCUUCAGCUCAGGGAGAUACUCGGAAGCGAGUGUGGCUUAUGGGGAUGGACUCAAGUUUGAUGCUUUCAACUCGGUUUUGUAUUGUAAUAGAGCGGCAUGUUGGUUUAAACUUGGUAUGUGGGAGAAAUCCGUUGAUGAUUGUAAUCAAGCGCUGAGAAUCCAGCCUAGUUACACCAAGGCUCUUCUCCGAAGAGCUGCUUCAUAUGGAAAGCUUGGCCGAUGGGAGGAUGCGGUUAGAGAUUAUGAAGUAUUGAGAAAGGAACUUCCAGGAGACAGCGAGGUAGCUGAGUCUCUACAGAGAGCAAAGAUCGCUCUAUCGAACCUGGGAUUCAAUAACGAAGUUGAAGAGGUCUCGACUUUAGAUAAGUUCAAGACCGCAACAUUACUUCCCGGAUUCUCUGUGUUUCAUUUCAAAUCAUCAUCAAACCGACAAAGCGAAGCAAUAUCUCCAUUCGUCAACACCUUAUGCUUACGGUAUCCAUUAGUACAUUUCUUCAAGGUGGACGUGGAGGAGAGCUUGGCAUUGGCGAAAGCAGAGAGCAUCAAGAAAGUGCCAACCUUUAAAAUCUAUAAGAAGGGAGAGAAAGUGAAGGAAAUGGUGUGUCCUAGUCAUCAGUUACUAGAGGACUCGGUUACUCAUUUCCUCUUAUGACAACACAUCUCUCUUUUUGUUUUCACGAGCGUAAAUUGAUUCAAAAGAGCCAGCCAUUUGUUAAUUGAAAAUUUUCAUUCUUUUGUUUUUGUUUUACUGUAUUAUCAUCAUAUUGAAAUCUGCUCCAAUUGUAUCAAUCUGAGGAGAGUGCUUCUCACUUAUAUACUGAAAUGCCCCCAUUAAUUAAAUGGUUUUUUUAUUAUUUCAUCACCUAUUUUGUAACUAAUGCUUUCAAUAAAACUUGAUUUUAACU
Camelina sativa (false flax) is the source of this 2451-nucleotide messenger RNA. NCBI's taxonomy places the organism in Eukaryota, Viridiplantae, Streptophyta, Magnoliopsida, Brassicales, Brassicaceae. The record is from RefSeq and is a predicted model, not a curated record.